AUGAUGAAGACAUACACUCUCAAUUUUGCAAAUCCACUCACAAAGUCUCGCACAGUGACAUUUUCGAGUUAUCCUGGAUCAUUAGGCAGUAAUGAUGACUAUUAUCAAACUGAUGGUGGUCUUGUUGUUAUCGAGACAACCAUUGGCAUUUUGAAUAAUACUCUCUACGAUAAUACUCAUCCUCAAUCAUUGUUGAGUUGGUUUAGAGUUGUCUUGGCCAAUAGAAUGGCUACAAGUGGCAGAGAAUGGUUUGAAGUUUUUAGUAUUAAUAAUGGAGGAACCUAUAAUAAUGAGUGGAUGAUUCUCGAUGUGAAAAAGUUUAUUCCUGGUCAAGCUCAAUUGACAAAGGAUUUAUUCUGGGUAAUUGAACAAAUACCUGGAACAGUGGUGGGAUCAGAUCAAACAAAUCUUCUCUCCACUCGCGGAUACUUUGCAUCUUAUAAUGUUCCUUUCUAUCCUUCCAUUUAUGAAAAAACUGGAUAUGCAGAAUAUGUGAAGAAAUUUCCAGAGACUUAUCAUUAUAUGAGUUAUGAUAAGUGUGCCAGAUCUGAAAUAUUCAGAAGAGAUCAACAUUUAGUCAAAGAUCUGCCAUCCAUGCAACGAAUUAUGCAAUAUGAUAAUUAUCAUGAUGAAUUUUCAUUCGGAAAUCCUGACUGGGUAAUCUCAGCAAGAGACGAUUUAGCUCCAAAUGUUCCAAAUGGACAAAAGAGUUGUGGAGGUGGAUAUGACUGUAAAAUAUCAUCUAUUUCUAAAUGGAAUUUUGUAUUUUUCAGAAGUGGACCAGCUCACCAAUUUACACCUGUUUUCAAGUUUGAGAAUCAAUGUGGACCUCAAUACUCACAUGUUGGAUUGCCUUUGGAGUGGAACUUCCCUUGGAUUCAAUUGGAUAGCAGAGUUUAA
Molecule: messenger RNA, 900 nt
Organism: Naegleria gruberi
Lineage: Eukaryota; Heterolobosea; Eutetramitea; Acrasida; Naegleriidae
Exons: 1
Coding region: 1-900 (299 amino acids)
Biological process (GO): phospholipid catabolic process
Cellular component (GO): extracellular region
Molecular function (GO): glycerophospholipase activity
Source: RefSeq, a predicted model, not a curated record